This is a messenger RNA of Solanum dulcamara, 864 nucleotides long. RefSeq names its product probable F-box protein At5g04010. Bases 37 to 864 code for a protein of 275 amino acids. Gene Ontology annotation, cellular component: SCF ubiquitin ligase complex. The record is from RefSeq and is a predicted model, not a curated record. Lineage: Eukaryota; Viridiplantae; Streptophyta; Magnoliopsida; Solanales; Solanaceae. The transcript is spliced from 2 exons. Gene Ontology annotation, biological process: gibberellic acid mediated signaling pathway; SCF-dependent proteasomal ubiquitin-dependent protein catabolic process. Gene Ontology annotation, molecular function: protein binding.
AAAAAUCGUUUGAUAAAAAUUAAUAAGAAAAAUAAAAUGUCUAUAGUUUCAUCAUCACAACAACAACCACCACCUCCAUGGCAAGUUGUUGUUCUUCUAUCAAAUCAUCUUGAUCCAAAAACCCUAGCUAUUUCUUCAUGUGUUUGCAAAUCAUGGUUAAUUUCUAUGUCUUUAGAUCAAAUAUGGCAACCCCUUUGUUCUUCUCAUUAUCCUUCUCUAUCAACACUUCAUAGUUUUACUACUACUAAUAAUAAUGAUUCGAAUGUUUCUUAUAGGCGGUUAUUCGCCCUUGGUCAGAGGGCGAGUAACCGUCGAUUAAAACAACCAGUGAAACCUUAUAUUUCGCUUAAUAACAUCAUAUUUGCACUAAACAUUUACAAAAACUCUACAUGUAUGGUGAGUUUAGUCAAGCAUGGAAAUCAACUUAGUUUCGACAAAAAAGGUGUUUUUCGAUUCGAUAUCGAUGUUGAGCAAUAUUGGAGGAGGAUUCUUGGCUCCGCCACUGAUAUCAAGAACAAGAACGGGGAUUUGGGCCUGUUCGAUACCCUCGGAGACGUGAGAGUAACGUGGGAUGUAAUUUUGGAAGGGUAUAAAGGGGUUUUCAAUGUAAUGAAUUGUAAAGGAAAAGGUAGGUUUGUUUUAGGGUUGGAAGGAUGGUUUUCGGAGGAGCUACCACCGCCGGGGUGUUGCUCGAGCGAUACCGUUAGCGGUCUCGUGGCGGAUUUACGGUUAGGAUUGAAGGUUGAAGAUGGAAGAGCAAUGGUGGAGAAAAUGAGUGCUGGAAUUUUGAGUAUAGUGAGUUGGAGAUAUUUAUUUGUUGAUGAUGCUCUUAGGUAUUUGCAACAUUUUCUUUCACCUUUUUGA